AUGACCGUGCAAACCUCCACCGAAGCCGUGGACGAGCUGCAGCCCGUGCCCGAGGCCUGCGGGUCCUGUGAGUCAUUCGACGGAUGCGUAAAUGGCCAUUCCCACUACCCACAAGCAACACAGGCUCAGCCCACACAAGCAACACAGGCACAAGCGCCGGUGGCAUCUCCCACACAACCAAUGUCGUCGCCGCCACCGACACAACCCCAGCCGGUCCCCGGAAGUCGACCGCCAGGACGAACCCCCAGCGGCGUGUCGUCCUACGACGCUCCCAUGCGCUCCUCCACGUCCAUGGGCUCCCAGAAUGGAGGAGGCAUGAUCCUCGACACAGAACUGCCGUCCCACCAAGACACCAAGCUCAAGGUGGGCUCGUACGUGCCGUCAUCAGGCGAAGAGACCACCGACGACGAGGGUAUCAACUUCAUGGCGACCCGGCGGUUCCCGCCCCGCACCUCGCCGCCCAGAGAAAAGGAAAACGUGCACCACGACGCCGACACGGGCUCGCCACACGGAUCCUUAGAAAAGAAAAAAUCGUCGCGAGGACUGUCCCGACUCUUCUCAAAGACAAAGCUCUUUGACCAUAAGGACCACUCCAAGGAUCACGCCAAGGACGAUCAUUCCAAACGAGAACGCGGCUUCUCGCUCACCCGACGGUUCACCAACAAGGAAAAGAAGGACAAGGAAAAGGACCAUUCCCACCCGGGAGGCAUGGACGUACCCAAAGCCAGACCGCGAACUAACACACUCGACACCCACGCCAACCUCCCCCACUCGACAAGAUCACCCUCCGGAUACACCCGUGGAUCCUCGGUGCCCACCAAGAGCAUCACCCGCGCAAACACAGACACGGAGCUAUCGCGCAAGGAGCAGUCGCUGUCGUCGCUGCGAAACGGAGGCCAUGCCACCUCUGCGGGAGGCAUGCCCUUGUCUCCUGGCACCUCUCGACGGUACUCGGGCCACCAGCCUCUGCGUCCCCGUGUCAUGACCCAGACCCGUCAGCCAUCGUUGCCUCAUAAUAGUGACAUUUGCGACAUCCCCUUCGUGCCCUCUACCCCCAAAUAUCUGCUCAGUCCUGCCAAGAUCAUGAAACCGUCCGAGUUUCUGCCCCCGGAGUACAACACCGAUCCUCCGGACAUGGACAUUUGCACCAAGUACGCGGCGGAAAAGAAGCUGUCGAAAACAAAGCAGCUGGGCCGAGGUGCCACGGCCGUGGUCGAAAAGGUGAAUGAGAUCGAGUCCAAGAUGGUACGUGCCGUCAAGAUCUACAACAAGCGCUCCGCGGACACGGAUGCUAAGGACUUCUACGACUCGGUGGCAGAGGAAUACGUGAUUUCGCGCAAGCUGCAAGGCCACCGCAACAUUGUGCGGGUCAUGGAGCUGUGUCUGGGCUACCACGACUCGUGGUGCUGUGUCAUGGAGUUCUGCCCCCAGGGCGACAUGUUCUCACUGCUGGAGUCGUAUAAGGCCCAGAAGAAGAAGAUGCCCAAAGACGAGCGAAACUGCCUGUUCCGGCAGCUGCUCAUGGGCGUGGCCUUCAUGCAUCGAAACGGUGUUGCCCACAGAGACAUCAAACCCGAAAACCUACUGCUCACAGACGGAACGCUCAAAAUCACCGACUUUGGUGUCUCGGUGCAAAUGUUCGAUCCCGAGGUGCCCGACGGGCCCAUCAAGUACUGUGCCGGAAUCUCCGGUUCUGAGCCUUACAUCUCUCCCGAGGUGUUUGAGUCCAAGGUGAGCUACAAGGAAGACACCCCUGAGCAGCUCAUUGGUCGAUAUGACGGCCGGCUGCUGGACGUGUGGUCGUGUGCCAUUGUCUUCGUUAACCUGGUGCUUAAUGGAGGUCUGUUCGCAAAGGCCUCCAUGGACGACCUCAACUACAAAAAGUUCCAGGACGAACUGGACCGGUACUGGCGCAGAGAGGAAAACUUCCAGAAGUUCCACCGUAACGAGCUCACUGGAAAGGGCUCGCAGCUCGACUUGUCUGACUCGUGCGGCAACGGAGCUACCCAGAUGGGUGCUUUAGAGGCUGCUCUUCAGGAGGAGGCCAACUUGGUGUCUUCCGUGGUCCCCUCUCCCCGUCAGUCAUCUUCUAAUCUGACGGGAAUGGGUUCCAUUUCGCGGUCCGAUCUGCGUCUUGGCGGCGGCGAAAUGGCCCCUCUUCCUUAUUUCAAUGAGAUGGGUUCGGGUCUCAAGAGACUCAUUGCCCGGAUGCUCAUGCACGACCCUCGAGACCGGCCCUACAUGCCCGAGAUCAUUUCAAGCACGUCUGUGCGAAACAUUGGCAUGUGUUUCCCGGUGGACAACAUGGAGGAUUACGCGCCGGAUCAGUACGUCAAGGGCUCGCUCGCAGAGCUGUAUGGAUACGAUUUGGCCAUCAAGCGGGUCACGAGCGCCGACCAGACGCUCAAGAAGGAGGAAAAGUUUGUCCGCAACCAUAAUCAUGAGCCUCUCAGCGCUCCUCCCAGUACCUUUGGUAUUGGCACUUUCCGGGACCCUUACUAG
Messenger RNA from Yarrowia lipolytica CLIB122, 2502 nucleotides. RefSeq lists its product as uncharacterized. Gene Ontology annotation, biological process: intracellular monoatomic cation homeostasis; intracellular signal transduction; protein phosphorylation. Lineage: Eukaryota; Fungi; Ascomycota; Dipodascomycetes; Dipodascales. Gene Ontology annotation, cellular component: cytosol. The record is from RefSeq and is a predicted model, not a curated record. Gene Ontology annotation, molecular function: protein serine/threonine kinase activity; ATP binding.